AUGCUUCGCACAGUCCUGACUCUAGGCUCAAUCAUCUCCACUGGUCUAGCUGCUCCCAACGCAGACGCUUUCGCAGCAUGCAAGACUCUAGACGACAGAUACUCUGACCAGGUCGCGACAACCGGUGUCGAUUUUCCUCUCGGUCUUGCAUACACUCAAGCCCGAACGAGCUACUGGUCGCUCGCGAAUGCCGACGUCAAGCCAGCAUGUAUCUUCUUUCCCAAAACUGCACAGGACAUCCAGUUCGCCGUUCAAACUUUGAAUAAAUACAAUACCGCACCUUGGGCAAUCAAAGGAGCCGGCCACAACCCCAAUGUCGGAUUCUCCAGCACGAAGGAUGGUGUACUUAUCGCAACGCACGAGUUCAUGGCGACGACAACUCUCGAUUCGAACAAUCUGGCCCACGUUGGACCUGGCAAUAGGUGGAUCGAUGUGGCAAAGGCCCUGCAGCCAUCCAACAGAGCCGUAGUCUCUGGUCGGCUGGGUGUUGUUGGUGUACCCGGCCUCACGAUGGGAGGAGGAUUGUCGUUUCUCUCGACACAAUAUGGAAUGACAGCAGAUAACGUUGUCGAGUUCGAAGUGGUCACAGCGCAAGGCGAGCUCACCCGCGCGAAUAGGAACCAGAACAGCGAUCUCUUCUACGCAAUGAAAGGAGGUGGUGGACAAUUCGCUAUCGUGACCGAAUUUGUCAUGCAGACAUAUCCUAUCGGCAAAGUUUGGGGUGGUCACAAGAUCUUUCCCAUGUCACAGAAAGAUGCUCUUCUAAAAGCUACACACAAUCUUAACUCCAACUACAACGAUACAAAAGCUGCCGUGAUUGUCACUUACAGCUCGACUCUCGACACCCUAGUGGACAUCUUUGUCGUCUUCAUGUUCUAUGACGGCCCUCAGCCAGGAACAAUUCUCGACGAAUUCAACGCCAUCCCUUCUCUGAUCGACCAGACCAAACCCAACAGGGACUACGCCGAGCUUCUCGACUCCAACAGCUUCUUCUCCCUACAAGGACAGCGCUACCUCAUCCGCACAGGGACUCUGCCAAAUCUGCCAGGUGCCCAAGGAGUCGAUCUGUAUAACUUUGCCUUCACGAGCUUCUUUGACGGCGCCAAGAAAGCCCAACUCUUGGAGAUCGAUAAUUACAUCUUUUCGAUGGCUUUUCAACCCAUCCCACACCAGCUUGCGAGCAACUCGGUCAACAACCCAAGUGGCGUGAACCUCAUCGGCCUGGAUCCGAGGUACGGGGACAAGGUAUUCUUGGAGUACGAUGUUUCCUGGCUGUUGCCCAUCACCGACCAGAAAGCCGCUGCAACGAUCACGAACCUGACGCAGGCGGCGCAAGAUUAUGGUCGAUCCAAAUAUGCCAAUGUUCGGCCGACCAACUACCAAAGCGGAGAUCUUGGAUGGGGCUAUCGGCCACUGUUUAUGAACGAUGCGAUGUUCAAUCAGGAUCCUUUGAAGAGCUAUCCAGCAGAAUCGUAUGCGAGACUCCAGCAGAUCCAGCGGCAGAGAGACCCCAAUGGCUUCUUUUCGAAGAGGACGGGAGGGUUCAAGGUGUAA
This is a messenger RNA of Cercospora beticola, 1554 nucleotides long. Its product is annotated as FAD-binding oxidoreductase. Lineage: Eukaryota; Fungi; Ascomycota; Dothideomycetes; Mycosphaerellales; Mycosphaerellaceae. Gene Ontology annotation, molecular function: FAD binding. The record is from RefSeq and is a predicted model, not a curated record.